Messenger RNA from Dalotia coriaria, 2415 nucleotides. RefSeq names its product dnaJ homolog subfamily C member 2. Gene Ontology annotation, molecular function: Hsp70 protein binding; ribosome binding. The record is from RefSeq and is a predicted model, not a curated record. Gene Ontology annotation, biological process: regulation of translational fidelity; 'de novo' cotranslational protein folding. Gene Ontology annotation, cellular component: cytosol. NCBI's taxonomy places the organism in Eukaryota, Metazoa, Arthropoda, Insecta, Coleoptera, Staphylinidae.
CUGCACGCCAUGCCAUUCUCUGCCUGACAUUCGGCAUGCACAUGGCUUGUGCAGAUCGCCGAGCGCGCGACGUUUAGGAUAUUAUUUAUCGUGUUAAAUAUUGAUUACGUACUUUCUGAGAGAACGCGCUCAGUACCGGUAUCUGCGUAGGCAGCUGUUGCGGCCGCUUGUGAUGUGAAUUAGUGUCGCCAGCGAAAAUGUGCGAAGCAAAAAGUCAACCUCAAUGCCGCGCGCUUGCAGUGCGCUAUCGCUUUGUAAAGAAGCGGCUGCCCGACGGCGAAUUCGAGCUGCUCUACCUCGCUCACAAAGUCAUACAGCUAGAAUGUGAUCCGCCAACUCCAAAAGAAGGCACUCCAGACCCAGAACCUGAGCAAGUCAUUGCUGAGGUAGAUGUAGACUUCCUUCGAAGUCUGGAUCCCAAAGAGUGGAAGAAACAGGAUCACUACCAGGUGCUUGGCAUUGAGAAACUAAGACAUCAGGCCAAUGAUGAAACUAUCAAGACAGCAUAUAGAAAAGUGGUGCUUAAACAUCAUCCUGACAAGCGGAAAGCACUGGGCGAAGAUAUCAAGCCAGAUGAUGAUUACUACACUUGUAUUACCAUGGCAUAUGAUAUUCUUGGUAAUCCUACCAAGAGGAGAUCAUAUGAUUCUGUGGAUCCUGAAUUUGAUGAUUCUUUGCCAUCCAGUGGGGAAAUUAAGAAGGAUUUCUACAAGGCUUUCAAGAAGUACUUUGACCUGAAUGCCAGGUGGUCUGAAAAGAGAAGGGUGCCUAAGCUAGGAGGUGAAGAUGCUUCAAGACAGGAUGUUGAGAGGUUUUAUUCAUUUUGGUAUGACUUUAAAUCUUGGAGAGAGUAUUCCUAUGAGGAUGAAGAAGAAAGGGAUAAAUGCUCCGAUCGUGAUGAACGAAGGUACGUUGACAAAAUUAACAAAGCGGAGCGUCUGCGCAAGAAGAAGGAAGAAAUGUCGCGUAUUAGGCAGUUAGUGGACAUGGCAUACAAUUCGGACCCUCGGAUAGCGAAAUUCAAGCAGGAGGACAAGGAUAAGAAGCUCGCGGCAAAGCGUGCGAAACAAUCCGCUGUACAGGCGAAGAAAGAAGAAGAGGAACGUAUUCUCCGCGAAGCUCAACAGGCGAAGGAGCGCGCCGAGGCCGCCGAGCGUGCGAAAAUCGAAGCGAAGCGCCAGGAACGCGAAGCUCAAAAGAAAGCAAUCAAAAAGGAACGCAAAGCCUUCCGCGAAAUUUGCAAAUCGAACGAUAACUACGCAUCCAAUCCCGAUGACAACCUGCGUCACCUCACCGCAAUCGAACGAAUAUGCGAAGCCUUAGGCGCCUUGGAACUCGAAGAACUCACCAAGAACAUUCGUAAUAAUGGUAAGAAUGCGUUCAUGAAGGCUGUGAAAGAGUCCGAGGAGCGCGUCGAGGCUGAAAAACGCGCAAGUCUAGAGACAUACCAACAAAAAUCAGCCAACAUAAAGAACAACAUCGCAAAGAUAAAUCCCGAGUGGACGCAAGACAAUGUUCAAUUACUGGUAAAAGCCGUAAAUUUAUUCCCGGCUGGCACGAAUCAACGCUGGGAAGUCGUGGCGAACUUCAUCAAUCAACAUGGGACUUUCCAGGACAACACUUCGAAAUUCACCGCGAAGUUGGUACUCGCCAAAGCUAAGGAUAUGCAGAGUACUGAUUUCUCAAGGAAUAAUCUAAAGGAAGCAGCGAAUAACCAAGCGUUUGAUAAUUUCAUCAAAGAAAAGAAGAGUGAUGUCACAAUUAAGGAUUCUGAAAUGUCGACGAAUAUCGAGGUGAUGACGAAUGGCGUAACAAAAGAGAAACCAUUACAGAAUGGUAACUCGCAUACGAAUAAUACGAAACAAAAUAAAAUAGCGAAAGAACCGAAAGAAAAUUCACAGGAGCGAGAGUCGAAGGAGAACGCAGCCAACGCAUGGACAACAACCGAACAACAGUUGUUGGAGCAGGCGUUGAAAACUUAUCCGGCGUCUACACCGGAACGCUGGGAUAGAAUCGCUGAUUGUAUACCCGCACGCAGUAAGAAGGAUUGCAUGCGACGGUACAAGGAACUAGUGGAGACUAUCAAAGCGAAGAAGGCGGCACAGGCGACGGUGGCGGCGAAAUAACGAAUGCGAACACCCGCGCCGCGUGUAUAUCCUGUGUGUAUAGCGAGCUGUUGAUUUUAUUUAAUUUAGCGUAAUUCGACGAGAGGCCCAAAUGCUAUUUGCGAUCUUCAAAUGAAUUGAUUCAGAACUACUCUUGGUUGUUUUUUUUACCAUGAUGGCUGUUGGAAGGAAUUGCGGAGCGCACGACUUAUGAAUAUGACUUUAAUACUUUGUUUAUGUCCAUCUGAUUGAUUAUGUACCACCAUUACAAUGCGAACGAUAAAAUAAAUUGAAAACUCGACUUAACUUA